Molecule: messenger RNA, 1754 nt
Organism: Cucumis melo (muskmelon)
Lineage: Eukaryota; Viridiplantae; Streptophyta; Magnoliopsida; Cucurbitales; Cucurbitaceae
Product: probable sugar phosphate/phosphate translocator At3g11320
Exons: 4
Coding region: 432-1352 (306 amino acids)
Cellular component (GO): Golgi apparatus
Molecular function (GO): antiporter activity
Source: RefSeq, a predicted model, not a curated record
GGUUCUCCUCCUUAAGCGUUUACCUCCUCCUCUGCUUCAAAUCUCUAUCUCUCUCUCUCUCUCUCUCUCUCUCUCUCAUAUCUUUCAUCUCUCUCCUCCUUUUAUCAAGAACCAAAUUGUCGUCGGUCAUCCUCAAAACUCGACCCUCUUCCCAUUUGACGAAGACCCAUUUCUCCAAUUUCUCCAAUUUUCCCCCUUUUCCUUUCUCUUUCAACUCUCUCCCCAUUUCCCCUGUUUCAAUUUUCUUGCCCUCCAUGGAGUUCUGUUCUCAGAUCCAUGGAAACCUCACCUUCAUUCCUUUGUAAUGUGUCUCUUUCUCGUUUCAUUUUUUGUAGAUUUGACUUUCAGAUCCAUGUUCUAGUGUACCAAAUCGGAGCUUCAACCUAAGCCUUUCAGAAAUCGCCGCCCCACGAUCCAGACCGACAGCCGAAAUGAAGGGUUCGAGUCGUUUCUUCACGAUCGGGCUUGUAACUUCGUGGUACUCCUCCAACAUUGGUGUUCUUUUGUUGAACAAGUAUUUGCUGAGCAACUAUGGGUUCAAGUACCCGAUCUUCUUGACCAUGUGCCAUAUGACGGCUUGCUCUUUGCUUAGCUAUGUUGCGAUUGCUUGGUUGAAGAUGGUUCCGAUGCAGACGAUUCGAUCUCGGAUCCAAUUUUUGAAGAUUGCUGCUCUUAGCUUUGUCUUCUGUAUUUCUGUUGUCUUUGGUAACAUUUCUCUUAGGUAUUUGCCGGUUUCCUUCAACCAAGCUGUUGGGGCCACCACGCCUUUCUUUACGGCGGUUUUUGCUUACCUUAUGACGAUGAAGAGGGAAGCUUGGCUCACUUACGUUACUCUCAUCCCUGUUGUUACUGGGGUCAUUAUUGCUAGUGGGGGUGAACCGAGUUUCCAUCUGUUUGGAUUUAUAAUAUGUGUUGCAGCUACAGCCGCAAGGGCACUCAAAUCAGUACUGCAAGGAAUUUUGCUCUCUUCUGAAGGAGAGAAGCUGAAUUCCAUGAAUCUUCUUCUGUACAUGGCUCCUAUAGCCGUUGUCUUUCUGCUGCCUGCCGCACUAUUUAUGGAAGAAAACGUGGUUGGUAUCACUCUGGCUCUUGCUCGAGAUGAUAAAAAGAUCAUCUGGUAUCUGCUAUUCAACUCUUCACUUGCCUAUUUUGUAAACUUGACCAACUUUUUGGUUACCAAGCACACCAGUGCAUUGACACUUCAGGUGCUCGGAAACGCAAAGGGUGCUGUUGCGGUGGUGAUUUCAAUUUUGAUUUUCAGAAAUCCAGUCUCUGUCACUGGAAUGCUUGGUUAUGCCCUCACAGUUAUGGGAGUCAUCCUCUAUAGUGAAUCAAAGAAAAGAAGCAAAUGAGAACAAUGCAACUGAGGUGCACUUUCCUUCUAUAGUUUUUUUUUUUUGCACGGUGGCAGCAGUCGUCGAGUACCAGAGGCAGCAGCAUGUGUAGAUCGACCAUUGACUAUAGCCUCCAAAUUCUUUCUCCCUCCCCACUGAAAAGCUUAUUAGCUUAGGCAUUGGUUUAUAUUUGUAUCAUCCUCCCAAGAUCUGUCACAAAAUAGAAAUUUUAAUAAGGAAGAAUUAUGGGGUAAAGUUUUACUUCUUUAGAAAAGGAUUAAUAGAAUUGUUUAUUUCAUAAAAGUCGACUGUUAUUGUCACUCCUUGAUCAAUUAAGGGGGAAAAACAACCUUAUCUUUUACCAUUUUGGUACAUUAUUUUUGUUAAUUCCAAGUUAUACUGAACUUUAUUUGAGAGUCA